This is a messenger RNA of Phodopus roborovskii (desert hamster), 4551 nucleotides long. RefSeq names its product PDS5 cohesin associated factor B (gene Pds5b). NCBI's taxonomy places the organism in Eukaryota, Metazoa, Chordata, Mammalia, Rodentia, Cricetidae. Gene Ontology annotation, cellular component: chromatin; nucleus. The transcript has 35 exons. Gene Ontology annotation, biological process: mitotic sister chromatid cohesion; DNA repair. The coding region runs from base 169 to 4512 and encodes 1447 amino acids. The record is from RefSeq and is a predicted model, not a curated record.
GCGGAGGAACGGCCUGGACUGGCUGCGGAAGGGGAGGGGGGGGGAGGAGGCGAUUGGAUGCGGCGGCGGCGGCGGCGGCGGCGGCGGCGAGGGCGGCGGAUCCCGGAGAGCGGCGGAGCGCGGGGAGUGUAGGAGCCGGGCAGCCGGAGGGGUACAGACAUUUCCAUCAUGGCUCAUUCAAAGACAAGGACCAACGAUGGGAAGAUUACUUACCCUCCUGGUGUCAAGGAAAUCUCAGAUAAAAUCUCUAAAGAGGAGAUGGUGAGGCGCUUAAAGAUGGUUGUAAAAACUUUCAUGGACAUGGAUCAGGACUCUGAAGAAGAAAAGGAACUUUACCUGAACCUAGCUUUACAUCUUGCUUCCGACUUUUUCCUCAAGCACCCUGAUAAAGAUGUUCGUUUACUGGUAGCUUGCUGCCUUGCUGAUAUUUUCAGGAUUUAUGCUCCUGAGGCUCCUUACACAUCUCCUGAUAAACUAAAGGAUAUAUUUAUGUUUAUAACAAGACAAUUAAAGGGACUAGAAGAUACAAAGAGCCCUCAAUUCAAUAGGUAUUUUUAUUUACUUGAGAACAUUGCAUGGGUUAAGUCAUAUAACAUAUGCUUUGAGUUAGAAGAUAGCAAUGAAAUCUUUACUCAACUCUACAGAACAUUAUUCUCAGUUAUAAACAAUGGCCACAAUCAGAAAGUGCAUAUGCAUAUGGUGGAUCUCAUGAGCUCUAUCAUUUGUGAAGGCGACACAGUGUCUCAGGAGCUCUUAGAUACGGUUUUGGUAAAUCUGGUACCUGCCCAUAAGAACUUAAACAAGCAAGCGUAUGACUUGGCAAAGGCUUUGUUGAAGAGGACUGCUCAAGCUAUUGAACCAUAUAUUACCAAUUUUUUUAACCAGGUUCUGAUGCUUGGGAAAACAUCUAUCAGUGAUUUGUCUGAGCAUGUCUUUGAUUUGAUUUUGGAACUCUACAACAUCGACAGCCACUUGCUGCUCUCUGUUCUACCCCAGCUUGAGUUUAAAUUAAAGAGCAAUGAUAAUGAAGAACGCCUCCAGGUUGUUAAACUACUGGCAAAAAUGUUUGGGGCAAAGGAUUCAGAGCUGGCUUCGCAAAAUAAACCACUUUGGCAGUGCUACUUGGGCAGGUUUAACGAUAUCCAUGUACCCAUACGCCUGGAAUGUGUGAAAUUUGCUAGCCACUGUCUCAUGAACCAUCCUGAUUUAGCAAAGGAUUUAACAGAGUAUCUUAAAGUGAGAUCACAUGACCCUGAGGAAGCUAUUAGACAUGAUGUUAUUGUGUCUAUAGUAACAGCUGCUAAAAAGGAUAUUCUUCUUGUCAAUGAUCACUUACUUAAUUUUGUGAGAGAGCGAACACUUGACAAACGGUGGAGAGUACGCAAAGAAGCCAUGAUGGGACUUGCCCAGAUUUAUAAGAAAUAUGCUUUACAGUCAGCAGCUGGCAAAGAUGCUGCAAAACAGAUAUCUUGGGUCAAGGACAAGCUGCUCCAUAUAUACUAUCAGAACAGCAUCGAUGACCGGUUACUUGUUGAACGGAUCUUUGCUCAGUACAUGGUCCCUCACAACUUGGAAACCACGGAACGGAUGAAGUGCUUGUAUUACUUGUAUGCUACACUGGACUUGAAUGCUGUGAAAGCAUUAAACGAAAUGUGGAAAUGUCAAAAUUUACUCCGUCAUCAAGUGAAGGAUUUGCUUGAUUUAAUUAAACAACCCAAAACAGAUGCCAGUGUGAAGGCCAUAUUUUCUAAAGUGAUGGUUAUUACAAGAAAUUUGCCAGAUCCUGGUAAGGCACAGGAUUUCAUGAAGAAAUUUACACAAGUGUUGGAAGAUGAUGAGAAAAUACGGAAACAGCUGGAAAUCCUUGUUAGCCCCACAUGCUCCUGCAAGCAGGCUGAAGGCUGUGUGCGUGAAAUAACUAAAAAGUUGGGGAACCCUAAACAGCCUACAAAUCCUUUCUUGGAGAUGAUCAAAUUUCUCUUGGAGAGGAUAGCGCCAGUACACAUAGAUACCGAGUCCAUCAGUGCUCUUAUAAAGCAAGUGAAUAAGUCAAUAGAUGGGACUGCCGAUGAUGAAGAUGAGGGUGUUCCAACGGAUCAAGCUAUCAGGGCAGGCCUUGAGCUGUUGAAGGUACUCUCUUUUACACAUCCCAUCUCAUUUCAUUCUGCUGAAACAUUUGAAUCCCUUCUGGCUUGUCUGAAAAUGGAUGAUGAAAAGGUGGCAGAAGCUGCCCUACAGAUUUUCAAAAACACAGGGAACAAAAUUGAAGAGGAUUUCCCACACAUCAGAUCAGCCUUACUUCCUGUAUUGCAUCACAAAUCCAAAAAAGGACCACCUCGUCAGGCCAAAUAUGCCAUCCAUUGCAUUCAUGCCAUAUUUUCUAGUAAAGAGACCCAGUUUGCACAGAUAUUUGAGCCUCUUCAUAAGAGCCUAGAUCCAAGCAACCUGGAACAUCUUAUAACCCCACUAGUCACUAUUGGUCAUAUUGCUCUUCUCGCACCUGAUCAGUUUGCUGCUCCUCUGAAGUCUUUGGUAGCAACUUUUAUUGUGAAGGACCUUCUCAUGAAUGACCGGCUUCCAGCAAAAAAGACAACUAAGCUUUGGGUUCCAGAUGAAGAAGUCUCUCCUGAAACAAUGGUCAAAAUUCAGGCUAUUAAAAUGAUGGUUCGAUGGCUACUUGGAAUGAAAAAUAAUCACAGUAAAUCAGGAACUUCUACCCUCAGAUUACUAACAACCAUAUUGCAUAGUGAUGGAGAUUUGACAGAACAGGGAAAAAUUAGUAAACCAGAUAUGUCUCGCCUGAGACUUGCUGCUGGGAGUGCUAUUGUGAAACUGGCACAGGAGCCCUGUUACCAUGAGAUCAUCACGUUGGAGCAGUACCAGCUGUGUGCACUAGCCAUCAAUGAUGAGUGCUAUCAAGUCAGGCAGGUGUUUGCUCAGAAACUCCAUAAAGGGCUUUCCCGAUUACGACUUCCACUUGAGUAUAUGGCCAUCUGUGCACUUUGUGCCAAAGACCCUGUGAAGGAGAGAAGAGCUCAUGCUAGACAGUGCCUGGUGAAGAAUAUCACUGUGAGGCGGGAGUAUCUGAAACAACAUGCAGCUGUUAGUGAAAAGUUAUUGUCUCUUCUACCAGAGUAUGUUGUUCCAUAUACAAUUCACCUUUUGGCACAUGACCCUGAUUAUGUUAAAGUACAGGACAUCGAGCAACUUAAAGAUGUGAAAGAAUGUCUUUGGUUUGUUCUGGAGAUAUUGAUGGCUAAAAAUGAAAACAACAGCCAUGCAUUUAUCAGAAAGAUGGUAGAAAAUAUUAAACAGACAAAAGAUGCUCAAGGACCAGAUGAUACAAAAAUGAAUGAAAAAUUGUACACUGUUUGUGAUGUUGCCAUGAACAUCAUCAUGUCGAAGAGCACCACAUACAGUUUGGAGUCCCCUAAAGACCCAGUGCUACCAGCUCGGUUUUUCACCCAGCCAGACAAGAAUUUCAGUAACACCAAAAAUUACCUGCCUCCAGAAAUGAAAUCAUUUUUUACUCCUGGAAAACCUAAAACAGCCAACGUUCUAGGAGCAGUUAAUAAGCCGCUUUCAUCAGCAGGCAAACAGUCUCAGACCAAAUCAUCAAGAAUGGAAACUGUGAGCAACGCAAGCAGUAGCUCAAAUCCAAGCUCUCCUGGAAGAAUAAAAGGGAGGCUUGAUAGCUCUGAAAUGGAUCACAGUGAAAAUGAAGAUUAUACAAUCUCUUCACCUUUGCCAGGAAAAAAAAGUGACAAGAGAGACGACUCUGAUCUUUCUGAGUUGGAGAAGCCUAGAAGUCGGAAAAAAGCAGCUGUCACAGACCAAGAAGAGAAAUUAGGUAUGGAUGACCUGACUAAGUUGGUACAGGAACAGAAACCUAAAGGCAGUCAGCGGAGUCGGAAAAGAGGCCGUGCAGCUUCAGAGUCAGAUGAGCAACAGUGGCCAGAGGAAAAGAGGCACAAAGAAGAGCUCCUUGAAAAUGAGGAUGAACAGAACAGCCCACCCAAAAAGGGCAAAAGAGGCAGGCCGCCAAAACCGCUUGGUGGAGGGACAUCAAAGGAAGAGCCAACAAUGAAAACAUCCAAAAAAGGAAGCAAGAAAAAACCUGUACCUCCUGUAGUAGAUGAUGAUGAAGAAGAAGAAAGACAAAUUGGAAUCACAGAACAGAAGUCAAAAAGCAAACAGCACCGAACAUCAAAGAGAGCACAACAGAGCAGAGCAGAGUCUCCUGAAACUAGUGCAGUUGAAUCCACACAGUCCACACCACAGAAAGGACGAGGAAGACCAUCAAAAACGCCAUCACCAUCACAACCUAAAAAAAAUGUCCGUAUAGGACGCUCCAAACAGACAGCUACUAAAGAAAAUGAUUCGACUGAAGAAAUGGACAUGCUUCAGGCCAGCUCUCCUGUCAGUGAUGACACUGCACAGGAAGGGGCAGAAGAGGAGGACAUUUCUGCAGGAAACGUACGACGGAGAAGUUCCAAACGAGAGAGACGAUGAACACGCCAUUAACUUGCAUUGUGAAAGCUUUUGGGGGGG